Messenger RNA from Knipowitschia caucasica, 807 nucleotides. NCBI's taxonomy places the organism in Eukaryota, Metazoa, Chordata, Actinopteri, Gobiiformes, Gobiidae. The record is from the annotation of a GenBank genome assembly.
AUGGCUCCGAGGUGCGGCAGCCUCCUCACCCCGAAAGUUCAGAGAGGACAAGGAGAGGACGAGGAGACGACGAGGAGACGACAAGGAGACAACAAGGAGACAACAAGGAGAGGACGAGGAGACGACAAGGAGACGACGAGGAGACGACAAGGAGACAACAAGGAGACAACAAGGAGAGGACGAGGAGACGACAAGGAGACGACGAGGAGACGACAAGGUGACAACAAGGAGAGGACAAGGAGAGGACGAGGAGAGGAUAAGGAGAGGACAAGGAGAGGACCGGGAGAGGACAAGGAGAGGACAAGGAGAGGACAAGGAGAGGACCGGGAGAGGACAAGGAGACAACAAGGAGACGACAAGGAGACGACAAGGAGACGACAAGGAGACGACAAGGAGAUGACAAGGAGAGGACAAGGAGACGACAAGGAGAGGACAAGGAGACGACAAGGAGAGGACAAGGAGACGACAAGGAGACGACGAGGAGAGGACGAGGAGAGGACAAGGAGACGACAAGGAGACGACAAGGAGACGAUAAGGAGACGACGAGGAGAGGACGAGGAGAGGACAAGGAGACAACAAGGAGACGACAAGGAGACGACAAGGAGACGACAAGGAGAGGACGAGGAGAGGACAAGGAGACGACAAGGAGACGACAAGGAGACGACCCAGGAGGGGACAGGAGACGAUAAGGAGGGGACAAGGAGACGACAAGGAGACGACAAGGAGGGGACAGGAGACGACAAGGAGGGGACAGAAGAUGACAAGGAGACGAUAAGGAGACGACAACGAGGGGACAGGAGACAAUAA